GAAGGGGUGGGAGAAUGUGUCGUAACAGGAAGUCCCGCCCCGGGGAUGGAAGUGCCGCGCCAUGGCGGCACCUUGGUGGCGGGGUGUCCGCGGGCUGUUUUCCUUGCUGCGGUCCCAGCCUGUGUACCGGCCUUUGCAAAAUGAGGUCCCACGAGAUGUGCUGCUCUUCCAAAAUGAACGGGGUCGCUUCUUUGCCACCCUUGGACUAUUCUGCGCCGGCCAGGGCAUCUUCUGGACCUCUCUGGCUGUUACAGCCUUGUCCCGACCUCUUAUCCGAGGUCCUGCGGAGGCCCCCAACCAGGGCAACACCGACCUGCGCUCCGCACUCUGGCGCUACGGGCUAGCUGUUGGUUGCGGCACGAUGGGAACCUUGGUCCUGGGUGCUGGUCUUCUCUACUCUCUCCGAUCUGUGCGUUCAGUCAUGCUCCUUGCAGGAGGGCAGCAGGUGACACUCACCACUUAUGCCCCCUUUGGCUUGGGGACCCGUUUCACAGUUCCCUUGAACCAGGUUUCCUGCAUGGCCCAUAGAGGUGAAGUUCCUGCCAUGUUGCCUCUGAAAAUUAAAGGCCGACGCUUCUACUUCCUUUUGGACAAAACUGGACACUUCCCCAACACUCAACUUUUUGACAACACUGUGGGUGCCUAUCGGAGCCUGUGAAAAGUGGCUUACCCUUCUCAGAUGAGGAUGCAAACCCUUGAGAUGAGGAGACAACCAACCCAGGACAAUGAAAAGGCACCCAGGAUUCACUGCUAGCCAAUAAAUCUGUCUUCUAAAGGGCCUGAUAAA
Arvicola amphibius (Eurasian water vole) is the source of this 787-nucleotide messenger RNA. It is a transcript of the gene Tmem223, whose product is annotated as transmembrane protein 223. The record is from RefSeq and is a predicted model, not a curated record. Bases 62 to 658 code for a protein of 198 amino acids. Gene Ontology annotation, cellular component: mitochondrion. Gene Ontology annotation, biological process: nervous system development. The transcript has 2 exons. NCBI's taxonomy places the organism in Eukaryota, Metazoa, Chordata, Mammalia, Rodentia, Cricetidae.